UUGAUUUAAAAUUUUAAUGUAACAAUAAUUACUACUUUAAUAUGUUUCAUUAUCAUUAAUACUUUACAUAAAUCAAUAUCUUAAAGCUAUAUCUUCGCCGUCAUAUCUCUAGUUCUGAAAAACUUCCGUUUUUCCCAUUAAUAUACCAAGUAGCAAAAAUUGUGGAUAUUGGCGAUGCUGGCACUUAACUCAACAUCAAUCUUUGUGCACCCACAAAACCCAAAACCCUUUUCUUUUAGUAGGGUUUCAAGCUUCAUUAUCAGAGCAUUUUCCAAAUUCCCCGGAGACUCAGAUUCCGACGACUCACCGGAUGAAAUUCAAAGCCGGAGGUCUAAUUACUCCGGCGUCAAGCUCGAAGAAACAGUAGAUAUCAAAACUGGAAAGCUGAGACUUGAUUCUUGGGUCAGUUCUCGUAUCGACGGUAUUAGCAGAGCUCGUGUACAAUCCAGCAUUCGCUCUGGCCUUGUUUCUGUCAAUGGUCGUGUCACUGAUAAGGUUUCACAUACGGUAAAAGGUGGGGAUAAGGUUAAUUGUACAAUAGCUGAUUUGAAGCCUUUAAGAGCUGAACCAGAGGAUAUACCAUUGGAUAUAGUGUAUGAAGAUGAUCAUGUGCUUGUUGUUAACAAGCCUGCUCACAUGGUAGUCCAUCCUGCGCCAGGAAAUGUUACUGGAACGCUUGUAAGUGGAAUCCUUCAUCACUGCAGUCUUCCCACCAUUUCAUUUCCGGGUGAAGAAGUGCUUUCUGAUGUGGAGGAUGCUUCUGGUGAUGAGUUGAACAUGUUUUCUGCCGAUCAAAGUCCUAAUGGUGUUGACGCUUCUCGUAUGUAUGAGCCAUCUAUUCGUCCAGGAAUCGUGCAUAGGUUAGACAAAGGAACCAGCGGCUUGCUUGUUGUUGCAAAGACUGAGCAAUCUCUUGCCAAUCUAGCUGAGCAGUUUAAGAAACAUACCAUAAAAAGAGUCUAUGUCAGCAUUACUUGUGGGGUACCUACAUCAGUUUCAGGACGUAUUGAUAUCCCAAUUGGCCGUGAUUCAAAUAACCGCAUACGUAUGGUUGCUAUUCCUGGAUCACAUAAAGGUGGAAGAGCCCGUAAUGCUGCCAGUAGGUAUAAAGUAAUUGAAAAACUUGCUGGGGGUGGCUCCGCAUUGGUUGAAUGGAGGUUAGAAACUGGGCGCACUCACCAGAUACGUGCUCAUGCAAAGUACCUAGGUAUACCUCUUUUGGGUGAUGAGGUGUAUGGAGGUACUAAGAACAUGGCCCUUUCGCUUCUCCAGCCUAAAACACCUCCAAGGUCUCAUGGGAAUCUUUCACAGUUGAUUUCUGGAAUUGAAAGACCUUGCCUCCACGCUUUAACCCUUGGAUUUAGGCAUCCAUACACAGGCGAGAAUAUACACUUCACUCGGUUGCCUCCUGCUGAUUUUGCUGAGGUUUUAACCGAGCUUCGUGCCAUUAGCACUGAGAAGGUCUUAUGAGUCUUAACUAUUUCUGGUUUAGUAAUUUGAUAGCAUCGCCAGAUAAAAGAGCAAAUUGUCUUUGGUGUUAAUCAACCAAAUGUUCUGGCUGCUCAACCACAGUUUUGAUAAUGUAAUAUAUAGCUUUCAUGAGUUUAUUCUUUUUCUGGCUAUAGCUGGAGAAGAGAGGAUUUUGAACCCAGCCUACAGGAUCUCAUGCUUAAGGUCAUUUCACAUGCUGUUCUGUAAUUAAAUUACUGGAUUGUUCAUGUCUCGUCACACCAAUAUUGAUUACACUUUUUUCCAAAAUUACUGUCUUGUUUUAUUGUUUCCAAA
Messenger RNA from Nicotiana tabacum (common tobacco), 1785 nucleotides. Lineage: Eukaryota; Viridiplantae; Streptophyta; Magnoliopsida; Solanales; Solanaceae. The record is from RefSeq and is a predicted model, not a curated record.